Messenger RNA from Biomphalaria glabrata, 1870 nucleotides. RefSeq names its product spermatogenesis-associated protein 17-like. Gene Ontology annotation, cellular component: spindle pole. Gene Ontology annotation, molecular function: protein binding. The record is from RefSeq and is a predicted model, not a curated record. Gene Ontology annotation, biological process: establishment of meiotic spindle localization; spindle organization; mitotic cell cycle. The transcript is spliced from 10 exons. NCBI's taxonomy places the organism in Eukaryota, Metazoa, Mollusca, Gastropoda, Planorbidae. Bases 58 to 1113 code for a protein of 351 amino acids.
GAAAUAGUGUACUCUUUAGUUUAAAUCCUUAGUGACAAGUCUAGAUCUAUAAACAACAUGGCUGCGAUGGUUCGCUUAGUUGGUGAAAUAAAUACAUUAAUUUCUGAAGUUUAUGACGAGAAAAAUGAGGCUGAGAGAUGUCGUCAUACUGAAUACACUGCAGCGGUUAAAAUACAAUCAUGGUUCAGAGGGACUCGUGUCAGAGCUUAUUUAAGAUAUUUAAGCAAAUGUGCAACAACCAUUCAAAAACAUUGGCGUGGAGUUUUAAGCAGAAAAUAUUGCAGAGGUCUUGUGAAGAACUCAUUACUUGUUUUGAAGUUGAAUCAUUACAACUUACUGGCUACAAAGAUUCAGAGAUCGUGGAGAGGUUACUAUGCUAGAAAAUAUGUGUUCAAUUAUUACAGUCGAAAGAAAUAUUUGGAAGCUUUGCACAUUAAGAAUGAGCUGAUCAGGUCAGAAUUAGCUGACUUCUCAGAACAUCAGCUAGCAGCCAGAACAAGAGAAGAGGAGAAAAAUGAACGUCAAAGAAGACAGUAUGAAGCAAGAAGACAUCACUAUCUGGUCAGCACAGUGGUUCAACCUGGAAUAUAUAACUCUCCAUUCUUACCAUAUCCAAGUGAAACAGAAUAUUUGCUACGCAAUGUUCAACCACUAGAGCACAAAAAGAAAAGAAAGAAUUAUUGUAAUUUUGAUCCAGCCUGUCUAAGCUACAACUCCCAAGUACCAAAAACACUUCCACCACUUGCUCCGAAACCACAAGGACCAUUUAGGGAGCCAAAAGAAGUGCAGAAGCAGAGGUAUAAGCCAUUUAAGCCUACUCUCAGAGUUGCCACUGACUUUUUUUCUUUAGAGAAAGCCAGACAGCAGCUGAGAAAUGAAGAAUGGGUCACGCGGCUAAACGAUGAUGUGUUCAAGCCAUUUUCACAUCAUUUUGUGGUCUAUGAACCAUUGCUUCACACAAAAUCCAAGUUUGGACCAAUGAAUUAUGGUACAAAGUAUUUCAGGGAGGAGUUUCCUGACAAAUUCUUAAUUUAUCAGAAUUUCAAGUCACAAGUGCCACCAAUACCCAUAUUUGAUAAGUUCAAUGACACAUACUCAAGGGGAGAAGUAUAAAAUAUGGAUUGGUUUUCUGAGAACAAAACAAAGCAAACUUCACCAAAGCCACUAAAGUCAGAAGUUUAAUAAGUGUCUUUUUUGCUAUGUUGUAUCUUCCAAAAUUAUUCUAUUUUUUAAAAAUUAAUAAUUAUAUCCCCAUUUCAAUGUGAUUUAUUUAGAGUUGGUAUUUUACAUUAGAAUUCUCAAUCAAGCAUAGGAUGUAAUUAUCUUCUCUUUUGAAGUAACGUCCGUAAUCUAUAAGAUAAGAAGCAUUUAACUAAUUCACAAUUUUGAACAUAAAAAAAAAAGCAGAGAAUUAAAGAGAAGAAUUUAAAUUAAUCCUGAUUUUAAAAAUAAAAUAUAGACAAUGCACCUUUCAUUGUGCAACAAAUGAAUUAUUAGAAGAUACAUACUGCACAUAUUGUUGAAAAGAAGAUAUAUGUAAUAUAAACUGGAGAUAUUAUUUAUUUUAUUUCCACAGAUAUUUAUCAGGCAUAAUUAUACAAAUAUUUUAAACUAUGUUAAAACAUGAUGUAAAAAUAGAUUGAAACUAUUGUACAUUGUAAAAUAGGAUUUAUCUUGUAUGAAAAACACCAUUUUUAUUAUUAAUUUAGUUGUUUAUUGUUAUAUUUUUUUUUCUUUUUAAAGUUACUUCUAGUGUAUUGGGCAAUUUAAAGAUAUACCCAAUGUGCAUAAUAAUUUAACUUCUGCCUAAAAAAAUGUUUGAAAUAACAUAAUCUCAAAAGUCAACAUAAACAUCAAUGAAUGCAUUGAA